Scylla paramamosain (green mud crab) is the source of this 4744-nucleotide messenger RNA. Its product is annotated as cyanocobalamin reductase / alkylcobalamin dealkylase-like. Bases 481 to 1224 code for a protein of 247 amino acids. The record is from RefSeq and is a predicted model, not a curated record. The transcript has 3 exons. Gene Ontology annotation, molecular function: cyanocobalamin reductase (cyanide-eliminating) (NADP+) activity; FAD binding; demethylase activity. Gene Ontology annotation, biological process: cobalamin metabolic process. Gene Ontology annotation, cellular component: cytoplasm. NCBI's taxonomy places the organism in Eukaryota, Metazoa, Arthropoda, Malacostraca, Decapoda, Portunidae.
GGUAUAUGAUAUUAGAUCACAUUAAUUGUACCUCAGAGAUAAUAGAAGACAAAUACACUGCCAGGUUAAUCACAUGAUACUGAGAGAAAGAAUUUGAAGUGGCUUCUCAUCAUGAUUGCCCUUCAACAUGAUGGCCUCCCACAACAGCCCUGUGUCUAUCAUAUCUGCCCCAGACACAGAGUCAGCAUGAUCUUUGCUCAGAUGUAUAAAGUAGUGUAGAUAUUUGUUUUGCCUCAUUUCUUAAUGUAAUUUGACCUAAAACUAUUGGUUAAGAUGAAGUUCAAGAAUCAGAUUUGCAUAGCAAGAAUUCCUUUUAUGGGCAACUGUUUCAAAAAAUUCUGAAAAGGAAAAGCAUGACUACUUGAAAGGCAUUGAAAUCAGUCAUACAUGCAAAAUUUUCUAACAUAUUCAAGCUGUGGUGCAUUAAUGUGUAUGGAGUCAAAGUACUGAAAGAGUACAGCAAGACAAGAAAGCAUCAUCAUGGUAACUAUCACUCUGGAAAAACUGAGAGAGAUUGAAAGAAAACUUUCAUCAUUACUUUCUCCCUAUGGAUUUGAGUGUCAUCCUUUCAAAAUUGGCUGGUACAAUGAGCAGGUCUCAAAGGCUUUUCUCCUACCACACAAUGAUGAUACAGUGGCAUUCAUCAUCAUCAGCACACCAAGCAUGUUUGAGAAGGCUUUCAUUCCAUAUCUAGCUUCAGCUGACUGCACAAGAACAAAGCAGGACCCCAUUGACCAGUGCAUGAUGCAUUAUUUUGCUGCAAUUAAAGCAGAGUUUGCAGACCUUGAAAUUGAGACUAUUCAUGAUUUUCAAACCACACCAAGUAAGCGACCCAGAGUUUUGGUCCAGACUGCUGGCCACGUUUCUGGGGCAGUGAGAUACUAUCAGCGGAAAGACUUGUUGUCUGAUCCUUGGUGUCCUGAGAGAAAAAUCUUUGGUGUUUGUGUGCACCCUGAAUUUGGAGGAUGGUUUGCUCUCCGAGGUGUUGCUAUCUUCACAACUGUCAACUGUCCAGAGUUGCAAAGAAAAUGCCCAAGGGAAAUACUAACAACAGAAAAUGAAGUGGCAGAACUUUUACGGCGAUACAACGACCAGUGGGAGGACUGGUCUUUUAGAGACAUCAUUGUGCCAAAAAAACGAUACUCAAAGGAGCAGAGGGAAUAUUUUGCUACCAAGCCAGCAGACAGACUACCCCUGAUUGAGAAACUUGUGGCUAGCAACUAAGAAAAUAGCAACCAACUCCCAUAAUUACUUAUUUUACAACAUACGUGCAAUUUGUUUUCAAGCUGGAGAUCAAGAUACAGUAUAGAGUACUACAUAGUUUAUGGAUUGAAAAUCAAUGGUUUGAGUAAGUAAGUCUUGUAUAUGCAAACUCAAAAAUCCCAACCUACAGUGUGAUGAGCUCUAGUUAAAUUCAAACAGAAACAUAUCAUAAAUUUAUUGUUGUGUUUGUACUAGUCAAUCUUGGGUUGAGGACCAGAUGUCACAAUAAGCUAAGCUGUAACUACAAGCUGAAGAGCCCAGUAACCAGUAAAGUGACUGUCCUUGGUCAUUUAACAAAACAUCCCAUCCAGAUUAAGUUGUUAUACUGUUGCUUGUUUUAAAUGUUGUUUCAUUUGAAAGCUUGACUAUAUUGUAUAAGUGAUCUAGUCAUUGAAUGCCACAACCCUUGUGGACACUGAAGAUGAGCAGCUACUGUUGCAGCAGACAGAAUACUAUUGCAUUAUUUUUUCAGAACCUACCAAGAAAUGUAUAGGAUGGAAUCAUACACAUGGGAAUGGUUGUCUUAUUUUUAUUUUGUAUGGGGAUAGUAUGUCUAAUACACAAGUUUUUAUUAUUCAUUUAGUACAAGAGUGGUGAUACAGAAGGCAUGUCAAGAUUAAUGAAAUACAAAAUACAUUGUGAUAGAUCAAUAUUAUGUAGUAAAUAUUAGGGACCACCUAACUUCUUUUGGUGCUUCAAUUAUGUAGGAUUUUGUUGCAUAUCUGCAUAUGUUUGGCUCCUUUUCUAUGUGCAGUUUGAAAAUUUCAUGUUUUCAAAGCUUUAUGAUUAGUCAUAAAUAUUUGACUUUCAUUAUUAUGUAGGUAAUAAUUAUGAUUGGGUGUUAUGAGUUCAAUAAUUUCUUAGAUAUUCAUGUUGGUUAUGAUUAGGAUUUGAUUGCAUUUUUUUAAUUGUAGUUUCAUGAACAUGAAUUAUUUUGCCCAUCCAUCAGACGCAGACCUCAGCACCAGCUGAGGCCAUUGCUAAUACUCUGUGAUAAACUAUAAAGACAUAGGCUUGACACUUGAGAUCAACACCUAGGCAUGGAAAGUGAGGGUAAACUCAUGUUUUAAGAAAGAAAAAUGUUAAAUAUCAACCUCAUAACUUACCUGUGUCUUGGAGCUAGCCAUGUGGUAGCCACCUUGGCUGAUUGCACUAGAGAAAAAUAUAGUGCUGUGGGUGAUGGAGCUGUGACAUGAUAGUGAUAUUAGCUAGGUAUUUAAUAUAUUGGCUUAUUUUUGUAUGUAUAUAACAAUUAUACAACACAUGAGGAACUGAGAAGUAAAAAGUCUUAACCAGCAAUGGAUUAGUUUUGAGAACAAUUAUAUUAAGCAGGGAAACAGUUUCAGCCAUAGUUUGUAACCAAAAUACUAGCUGAAAUUAUACCAUUGGAAAGUUUUGGAACAGAGAAUGUUUAUUUUUUUAUUUUUUUUUAUUUCCUUUAUUUUUCUUAUGUAUGUAUUUUUCAAAAAUACCCUAAAAUACUAAAAAAAAAUUCAAAAUUACCACUCCUACAAAAACUCCACAAAAUUGUUUAAUAUUCAUAUAUAUGAAUAUUAAGAAAUUAUGAAAGUUUCAUGCUUUUAUACAUAAAAGUUAAUUUUUGGUGAAUUUUUGUAAUAUUUUUAUAAAAAUACUUUUGUAAUAAUACUCAUCACCCUUUUCUUUUUUUGGUUUUAGCUGUGUUAACUUGCCAGUUUUCUGGAUUCAUAAUUCUCUUGCAAGAAGUACAAGGCUUAGGAUAAUCACUAUCAGUUUCAAAUGACAAGUCAAAUGAAAAGUCCAUGAUUUCAAGCAAAAUAUACCGAGAGAAUCAAUCCAGCGUGAGUGAUGCAAGUGCAGUAAGACAGCACACGAGUGAUGUAAGUGCGAUGAAACGGCACACACUGGCUGGCAGCUGAGAGCAAUGCAGUGAUUAGCCACCCACCCACCCAGAGUUAAGAUCAUCUGCUACUAAGGUUCAGACUUGAUAUUGAAGAAAAACAUGAGUGAGUAUGCUACUUUGAAUCCAUUGUACUGGGGCCAAAUGGUCGAGUGUCACUUCUCUCCUCCCCACAUUACAGAGGAUGGUAGAAUCUCCAAGAAACCACUGCUAACUAAAAAAAAUAGCAGAUUUGCAGGUUACGACCUUUUACUUGUCAGCUCCUCAAUUGCAAACUCAUUAUUUUCUGCUUUAGAAAUGUAUAUAUUGGAAUUUCCAUGCUGUAUUUGCUAGAUACUGUGUUACAUAUUUGACUCAAGCUCAUGUUACUUGUGAUUUUAUCUCGUGUGCAGCUUAAUUUAAAGGUGGAAACAAUCAUUGCUUGCACCUUUUUUUCAUGUCAUUUCAAGUGUCACUUUCUUGUGAAUCUACAUUAUUAAUCUCUUAAUUCAAGCUUUAUUUAUUAAUGUUGCUUAAACAUCUGGUCUCUUAUUUCUGCCCAUGUCCUAUUCUUAAAAAAUUAUUCUUGCUAUGCAUUAUCCAUUAUAGUUACCACAUUUUCUCACCUUUCUUAUUUUACUCCUUCCUUAUUUCAUUAUCUCCCUAUAUUUCUGUUAUUUGCAGUUCUUUUAGUUCUUUCUUUAACUGUUCUUAUUUUGUUCAAGGUUUUGUGAACAUUAUUAAAUAUAUAUGAAUUAUGCUCGACUUGAUGAAACUUUUACUUAACUUGCUUUGUAAUUUCUUACUUUUGCAUCUGGCCAAUUAAGUUUUCAUAGAUUUCUGUAAAUUGCUUAUUUUUUAAUUUACUUAUCAUUCUUUACUAUGUCAUCUUUUCAGUUUCUUCAUUUUAUUAUUUUAAGUAGUUAAUUUCAUUAAUUAGAUAUGUGGGUGGCCAAGUGUUUUAAAGUCUUUUGCUACUUUGUGACAGCAAACUGUCUCUUCAACCUCUCUCCAUCCAUUCUCAGUGAAAAGUUUGACAAUCCAGCCCUUUGUUCUUUCUUUGACAUGAGUUGUCAAGGCUUCACUCUGUUUUACUUUAGUGUUUUUUGACAAAGCUAUACAUACAAGUCAGUGGGAGUGAGGACAGUGGUGAUGGUAAAGCUGCAGUAGUGGCAUUGUGUGGGUUGGCAGAAAGUCAACUCAGAAGUCAACUUACACAUGCCAGUGCAUUUAUACAGGUAAGCUAAAGGAACAGGUACAGGUGCAUUGGAAUUUAGCAUUUAUAGUCAUGUUGCUGGGCCAGGGUAAAUUAAGUCCUUUCCACUUCAAUGACAUUAUGGCUUUCACCAGUCAUGCUAUUUCCCAUUGAGAUCAAAGACAUUAAACUUUCCCUAUAAUUUAGAUACUACCUACAGUAUAUUAGUUUGUUGUUAUUUUAGUUAGCCACCUGUUUACAUCUCUUGUAAUAACUACAAGAUGUAUAUAUUGCUAGUUUCCACAACCAGAGUAAAUACGAUCAGAAACAUCUGUGAAUGGAAAGUAUGACAAAAUUUACCUGUAUCUGAGUUAUGGUCACACACAAAACAUUGCACUAUGGCUUUCAAAUAAAAUUACAGUUACUUU